CCACAAAGUGCGGCUGGCUUCUGUUGAUGAUGAGAUGAUGAUUGUUGCACAACCUUGCACUUGGCUAUAUCGUACUGAUAACAUCUAAUGAGCUAGAAUCAAACGACAAUAAUGUGUCUGCAGUUUUUUGCUGCCAGAAUCGAAUGAAAAAUUGGGUUAGCGAACUUAGCUGUUACAUUUAUAGUACUAGUCCUGAUUUUCCACAAUUAAUCUUCAGUCAAAAGGUGCUUGCCAGGCACUGACGAUACCCAAAAGGCUAAAACAAGUGUAAACUGACUAUGGAGUCCAAAGAGUACAUGGAAGAAGAUUCUCACUCUGAGGAAGUAUAUGCCAGGUAUUAUGAAGAGCAGAAUGUUGUACAGGCCGAGAAUCCGGAUGCAGUUUUCCACCCAGAAAAUCAUCAACAGCAAAUGGAAGAAACCAGCAAUGUCGAGAUGGAGAUUGCCGAAGAAAAUUUAACCCAAAAUUCAUUGCUAAAAUAUCAGGAAGUUGAGACCAUUUUCCGAGCUGAAUACAAACAAAUUAUUUUCACACAAGAAUCGGAUAAAACGACUUUUUCGAUUCUCAGUGAACAAAAAUCAGAUCUUUUCAAACAAAUCAACGAUGAGAAGAGGCAGAUUGAAGAACUCGACAUUGAAAAUGAAUCUUUGGAUAGAAGGGUUCAGCUCUCGAAUUUGGAAAUUAGAAAUUUGCAUCAACAAGUACUUGGUAAUGAAGCCAUCGUUGAGAAACUGGGAGAAUUUGUGAAAACUCUGAAGCAAAAGAGUCAGAAGAAUCUUAAUAGAGCACAAGAUCAAAAGAAGAAAAUGGGACAUUCAGAAAAUUUGAAGUCUAGAAUCAACCAGCUUGAGACUGACAUAAAAAAUAGGAGAGAUGAGGAGAGUCAUAUAAAGAAUGAUCUUCAAAAACAAGAAAAUGAAAAUCAACUUUCAAAGCUUCAAAUUGCAGAGCACAAAGAGAGUUUGAGCAAACUUGUUCACAAAUAUAAUGAAGAAAACGACUCUAAAUUGAAGGACAUCAAUUCAUUGAAGGAAAGAAGAAAGAAUUUGGAAGAUUCCUUGAGGGAAAAGAAAGCACUCCUGGAAAAGUAUAAAAUUGAUAUAUCAAAAUCAGAAGAUGAACAUAAAAUAAAUAUUAACGCAUUGAAUAAGCAAGUUGAAGAAAAAAAGGGGCACCUGACACAUCUUCAGAAUCAAAACUGUAAUUUGGAAGAUGAAAUAGACGUUAUUAAGGAAGAAACUGAAAAUCUCAGAAAUGAUUUAGACCAAAAAUUGCAGACAUGGGAUGCUUUGAAACAAAAAUUGGCCGAACAAAUAGAAAGUUCAAAAAGUAAAUCUUCCCAACUAACCUUAGCAUCUGAAAAAUACAAAGAACUUUUGACAAACCACAAAUAUGAAACAGAACCCUUGGAGGAAAAAGUACGUCUUCUGGAGGAAGAAAACGAAAACUUGAGAAAAACUUUUGAAGUGAAGCUUAAGGAAUAUGCUGAUAAAUUAGAAGAAAAAAAUAAGGCUAUUGAAAGAAAACUUGCUACUGAUGAAAAGGCGAACCAAAACAGGCAGCUGAUGUUGGGUAUCAAACAGUUAGAUGAAAAAAUUUUGUUGAAAAAGCAGAAGACAGACUUGUUACAAGCUGAGGUGCAAAAAAUAAUAGAGGACAAUUUAGUUCAAACAUUGAUGAUAAACAAGGCUUACUUAAUGUCCUCUCAAGAAUAUUUGUCUGAAAAACUUGAAAAUCUCCAAACUGUCUUGAACAGUGCGAAAAAUUCCUGCGAGGAAACCCAAAAUAAGAAAGGAUUUUUAGAAUCACGUAUGGAAGAAGGCUCAAAAAAUCUUGCUAGCCUAAAAAAGCAACUGGAACAACCAACUGGCAUCCUAAAAACUGCUCUCAAUCAUAAGAAAAAUUCCACUUCUCCAAAAAAGGUGCAAUUCGUUGAUGUGUCCUCUUAUGAAUCCAGUAGUUUGAGUGGUGAAGUAGAAAAAGGUAUCACGCUUGAUCAAAUUUUUGAGAAUUUACAGAAAUCCAUGAAACCACCACAGGCCAUAAAAAAGAGAAGUCUCAAUUUGGACUGAGGAGAAUUUUUUUAAGAAAUAAUAUGUUAAAUAUUGAACUGUUCUCUUUUUUCAUUCCUGUCUUCUAAUUAGAUUAGUUGAAAAGCCAAUACCUUUUAUUUGAAAAAAUAUACUUUUAAUUAUUGAUUAGUUUGAAGAAACAUGUUCUUGUCACAAAACAG
Molecule: messenger RNA, 2233 nt
Organism: Leptinotarsa decemlineata (Colorado potato beetle)
Lineage: Eukaryota; Metazoa; Arthropoda; Insecta; Coleoptera; Chrysomelidae
Source: RefSeq, a predicted model, not a curated record